AUGUCCGGCCCACCACCACCCAAAACUAACGAGAAAUCAUCACAACCGGUCACCGGACGAUCACAAGAGCCUACGCGUAAAGGUCAACUUGGACCCAAUUACUUGCGUAUAAUUGAAGAGGACGAAGAAUAUGGGCAUGCUCUUUUGGAGCCAAGUGAGGAGCAGAUCAAAUUCGAAAGAGAAGCACUUUUUGAGGAUCUCCACUUGGACCGUCAACGAAGUGCCCGUUCAUUCAUUGAAGAGACUUUCGAGGAGGAGAUGCUUGGACCCCAAAAUGGCAUUCCACCCACUACAGAAUCUCCACAGUCAUACAUUCCCAUCCGAUACCGUAAUCCACCAGCAGCUGCACCGGUUCAUGACGUUUUCGGAGAUGCUGUACAUGCAAUUUUUCAAAAGUUGAUGACUCGAGGUCCACCUGUCGAGUACUGUCACUGGAUGUCCUAUUGGAUUGCCAAGCAGAUUGAUAAGGAUAGUCCAGUGAAGUAUCAUGAGUGUCGUUUUACUCCUGACCAAUACGUGACGGAGAAUACUGCAGAAGCCAAGAAGACUUACAUGGACAAUAUGUGGAAGGCAGCAGAAAAGAAUUUAUGGAUGUACACCUACAACUCUCCACUCCUUCGCACAAAAUGGACUGGAAUUCACGUGUCUGCUGAACAAAUAAAAGGACAACGUCACAAACAGGAGGAUCGAUUUGUCGCCUAUCCGAAUAGCUUGUACAUGGAUACGUCUCGUUCGGACCAUAUUGCUCUUUUGGGUGUUUUCGAUGGUCAUGGAGGCCACGAGUGCUCCCAAUACGCUGCUGGGCAUAUGUGGGAGACGUGGAUUGAGACACGAGCCUCGCACUUCGAGGAGCCACUUGAGAAGCAACUGAAGACUUCGUUGGAUCUUCUGGAUGAGCGUAUGACUGUAAGAAGUACGAAGGAAUGCUGGAAGGGAGGUACCACGGCUGUCUGUUGUGCAAUUGAUAUGAAUAAGAAGGAGUUGGCAUUUGCUUGGUUGGGAGAUUCACCAGGCUACAUUAUGGAUAAUCUGGAAGUUCGCAAAGUGACACGCGAUCACUCUCCAUCAGAUCCCGAAGAAGGUCGUCGCGUCGAAGAGGCUGGUGGUCAACUGUUUGUGAUUGGUGGAGAGCUUCGAGUGAAUGGUGUGCUCAAUCUGACACGUGCACUAGGAGAUGUCCCUGGCCGACCGAUGAUCUCGAAUCAAGCGGAAACGUGUCAGCGAGAUAUUGAAGUAGGCGACUAUCUGGUAAUUCUUGCUUGCGAUGGAAUAUCGGAUGUCUUCAACACAAGUGAUUUGUACAAUUUAGUGCAGGCCUAUGUCAAUGAAAAUCCUGUAGAAGAAUAUAACGACUUGGCUCAUUACAUCUGCCACGAAGCGAUUGCUCAUGGAAGUACGGACAAUGUGACAGUCGUCAUUGGAUUCCUCCGUCCACCACAAGAUCUCUGGCGCAUGAUGAAAAUCGACGAAGAGUCAGACGAAGAAGAAGACGAGGUUGAUGAUGAAUAG
Molecule: messenger RNA, 1509 nt
Organism: Caenorhabditis briggsae
Lineage: Eukaryota; Metazoa; Nematoda; Chromadorea; Rhabditida; Rhabditidae
Gene: Cbr-fem-2
Product: Protein CBR-FEM-2
Exons: 6
Coding region: 1-1509 (502 amino acids)
Biological process (GO): protein dephosphorylation
Molecular function (GO): protein serine/threonine phosphatase activity; cation binding
Source: RefSeq, a predicted model, not a curated record